GAUAUAUGUGGGGACGCCCCAUAUCAUAUCACUGGUGAUCGCGGUUGCCACUGAGCACGGACUUGUCUUAAUUUCGUUCAUCUUCUCCCGACCGCUUGUGGGGAUGCCGCAGGUCGAGGGAACGCAUUACUGCUGCACUCGAACCAUGCCAUCAAUUCACAGAAAGCCUCGUGGCCUUCACUUUCGAGACGUCCAGGAUUUAUUUUUCGUGUUCCUGUUCCGUGAAUGUCAAUUUUUAUCCGCUACCGGGGUCCGGCAUGGGGAAAAUAUCUAUUAUUUCAGCCCACUUGCGUCACACGGUGCCUCAGCAUUCUCUCCGUCCCUGAUCCUGGAGUAGACACCGUAAUCCGUAACCAGCCCUUACCCCGUGAGGCUCUAUCUCUCGCCUAUAUAUCGUCCUGGGUUGGAGCCCAUCCACUAGAAUUAGCCCUUCCUCGGUAUAUGGGGGAGCGCAUCUACCCGCCUCGCCAGCCACUCCGAUCAGAGGGCUUUUACGCAAUGAUUACAACAUUUUUAUCAAUCAGUACACUCUUCUUACUCUUUUCCAUUUUCUCAAUGUCUUCUCAUUCGAAGAACAUGUUCAGGCUGUCUCAUUCGUCCCUCUUAUCAGCCAUCUCCCAGUGUAAUUUUUCAACAGCUGAUCC
Molecule: messenger RNA, 644 nt
Organism: Serpula lacrymans var. lacrymans S7.9
Lineage: Eukaryota; Fungi; Basidiomycota; Agaricomycetes; Boletales; Serpulaceae
Exons: 3
Source: RefSeq, a predicted model, not a curated record